UUCACACACACUAACACAACCACCGCCGGGACACAUGAUGCACACCCUCGUGACGGUAGCCGUGGUGCUCACCGCGUUGCUGGCGGUGUCGGCGCAGCAGUACCAGCGGCCCGGCAGCAAUUACGUCGACGAUUACGCGCAGUACGACUCGCAGGGUCCGAGCCAGCCUAGCCCGCGCAGCUACGCGCCGAACGACGUGCCGUCCCGACAAGCGGCGGCGCCGGAGAACCCGAAGCCGACGGCGCCGGUCGCGAUCCUGAAGCAGAUCAAUCGCCACAAUGAGGACGGUUCGUACACGUACGGCUUCGAAGGCGCGGACGGCUCCUUCAAGAUCGAGACGAAGCUGCCGACCGGCGACGUCAGGGGCAAGUACGGCUUCGUCGACGACACUGGCAAGGUCCGCGUGGUCGAGUACGGCGCGAACCAGUACGGCUUCCAACCCGCCGGCGAAGGCAUCACCGUCGCCCCGCCGACCUUGAUCGACGAAACCACCAACAAGGACGGUGUUCAGAUUCAGGAACAGGAUUACGAUUAUCAGCAACAACAGCCACAACAGCAGGCACCUCGUCCAGCCUACAGACCCCAACAACAGGCGCACACCCAAGCUGUGUACGCACCUGCGCAGGUAGCUCCGAGCAGACCCGCUCUUCCGAAAUCGCCCAUCUUCACGCCGGCCGCACCGGCACCGCGGAAUCCGGGCUACGACGAGCCAGCGCCGAGUUCCCAGCUUUAUAAUCAGGGACCGGCACAGUUCAGCCCGGCGCCGGACCAGGAGCGCCGCUCUCAGCCGCAGCCGCGCAGCGGAGCAGGCGGUAUCCUGGAUCAACUUGCCAGGGACUACGCCUUGCCUCAGGGAGUCGCACCGCCGCUACACGACAUCAGCUUUGGCUAUUACUAGAUCGUCUCUAGUCCCGUGUCCAGCGGAGAAUGUGAGAGAGAGAGAAAGACAGCCUGAGCUCAGUCGACGAUCUCGGGAGAUCCUAGAGUCUAUGACAAUUCUUGUAGGAAGUACUCCGCAUAGAGAAUAUUUUACGGUCUAAUUGCGAUCUGGUCCGACAUCUCAAAAUAAUUAUGGAUUCUACUCUGUUGGAAAAACAUCAGGUGAGAAUCUAUACAGGAAAUCCAUAUGGAAUCCCACGAUUGUCUCUAAGGAUUUGGAUCUCAAAAUCCAGGUCUUAGGUAUCAAUCUACGUGAAUUUUGAAUAUUCCAUAUGGAGUUUUCUUGGAUUUCCACCUGGAAGUUUUUAACAGAAUAAUUCGGAGAUCUACGUAGAUUCUGGUUAGAAGCGUCGAGCUUCAAAUAUACUAUUCACAGUGGGAGACAUAAGCAGACCUAUUUGGUCGCCUCCAAUGUUUUUCUAAAGACUUUUCCGGUUACCUGCUAUUUCACAACUUAUAGUUUGAACAAAUUAUACGAAAUGCUUUAAGUAUUUACACACUGAGAGAAAUACCUCGGAUAUCAGAACAAAAAUUCACCUGUUAUUCGAUGACCUAACAGGAAAACAGAUCCAUCCGUUACUAUUGCAAAUCAUUCAUCAAUAUUCAUCAUUUUAACUAUACACAUCGAUACAAACCAUAUUUGUUCUUGCCUACUCGUUCCCAAGCAACACGUAAACGUUCGAAGAACGUCCGCUUUACGUUCACUUGGUUUGGUUAUAUUCAAACAAAGUGGCAUUUUUGCUACAUAAGAUAUGUAUUAAAGGUUCUAAAACGUAUGUUCUUCGGACGUUCCCACUUUGUUUGAAUAUAACCAAACCAAGUGAACGUAAAGCGAACGUUCCUCGAACGUUUAUGUGCUACUUGGGAUCACAUGCGUUCCCAAGAUGGACUCAUUUCUUGUCACUAUAUCUACAAACCAUAUGUGUUACAAAGAACCGAUGACUUACAUUAACAAAACUUUUCUCUCAGUAUACUUUAUAAGCAUACACACGCUAUGCGCGCGCUAUUAAACAUAGUAACAUUAAAAAUAUAACCUUGUUUGUUGACCUCCUAAUCUGAUAUUCGGUCAAACUGUCACUCAGCAUCGCAGAAAAGACCCCGUUGAAAAUUUCCAGGUGGACUCCCUUAGAAGAACAUGAGAAUCCAUCGACAUUUAUAUAGGAAAUUCAAACUCCAAAUUGGAAAUUCAUAUAGGAAUCCAUGGAAAUUCACAUAGGAAUCUAUUUUUGGACCAAAUCUCCAAAAGCAAUCAUGAGAUCCCAUAUGGAUUCCCACCUGGUUUUUUCCGCCAGGAGAGGCUACUCAUGUUUGGGACAAGAAUGGAAUUUCCAAUUGGUAUCGUAACGGGAUAAUCUAUCUUGGCACAACGUUGGAUGUUCUAAUCAGAAUUUAUACUACAUAUCUAGGAAAAUUUAGGAAAAUUUCUCUGCGGAAAGUACUUUCUCAAUCCGUGUCAUUGUAAAUUCGUUUGACUUAUACGUGGCCAAGAACUCUGCGUCCCCGCGAGCGUCGCGAUUGAUCCCAGACUCGUCUACGUCCCGGAGCGUGUUGGUCUUGUAUUCUAUCUAUAAAUGGGACGAAAUGGAACAUCCCGAUUAAUGAUUAUCCCGGCGUGGUUGUGACGUGGCCCAUUUUUCCCGACAGCCGGCCAUAUCGCGAUCAAAAUUUGUCGCAAAUAGACCGAAGUCGGAAGUCGCAAAUCGAAAGCUGACACACUCCGUUUCGUCCGUGUGAUGCAACCGUUUAUUUAAUUAUUAUAUAAAUUUAUGAAUUAAAUCCCCCCCCCCC
Molecule: messenger RNA, 2727 nt
Organism: Dinoponera quadriceps
Lineage: Eukaryota; Metazoa; Arthropoda; Insecta; Hymenoptera; Formicidae
Gene: Cpr97Ea
Exons: 2
Coding region: 35-898 (287 amino acids)
Cellular component (GO): chitin-based extracellular matrix
Molecular function (GO): structural constituent of chitin-based larval cuticle
Source: RefSeq, a predicted model, not a curated record